ACAGAACUUAUACGUAUGUGUGGUAUGCCACUGGGCGAUCAGGUCCAGAAAACCCUGGAUCUGCCUGUCGGGCUUGGGCCUACUACUCAGCGGUGAACCCGGAAAAAGAUAUCCACUCGGGCUUGAUAGGUCCUCUUCUGAUCUGCCAAAAAGGAACACUUCACAGGGAGAGCAACAUGCCUGUGGACAUGAGAGAAUUUGUCUUACUUUUUAUGGUCUUUGAUGAAGAGAAGAGCUGGUACUAUGAAAAGAAGGCCAGAAGGUCUUGGAGACAUGCAUCCUCAGAAGUUAAAAAGACCCAUGAGUUUCAUGCCAUUAACGGGAUGAUCUACAACUUGCCUGGCCUGAGAAUGUACGAGCAAGAGUGGGUGAGGUUACAUCUGCUAAAUGUGGGCGGCCCUCAAGAUAUUCAUGUGGUUCACUUUCAUGGCCAGACCUUGCUGGAAAAUGGCACUCAACAGCACCAGUUAGGGGUCUGGCCCCUUCUACCUGGUUCAUUUAAAACUCUUGAAAUGAAGGCAUCCAAACCUGGCUGGUGGCUUCUAGAUACAGAAGUUGGAGAAAACCAGAGAGCAGGGAUGCAAACACCAUUUCUCAUCAUAGACAAAGAAUGUAAAAUGCCAAUGGGACUAAGCACUGGUAUCAUAACUGAUUCACAGAUCAAGGCUUCUGAGUAUCUGGGUUAUUGGGAACCCAAAUUAGCAAGAUUAAACAACGGUGGGUCAUAUAAUGCUUGGAGCAUAGAAAAGCAUGCAAUUGAAUUUGCCUCUAAACCUUGGAUCCAGGUGGACAUGCAAAAAGAGGUUGUGGUCACAGGGAUCCAGACCCAAGGUGCCAAACACUACCUGAAAUCUUGCUAUACCACCGAGUACUAUGUGGCUUACAGUUCUGACCAAACCAACUGGCAGAUCUUCAAAGGGAACAGCACAAGUAAUAUUAUGUAUUUUGAUGGCAAUUUAGAUGCUUCUACAAUAAAAGAGAAUCGGGUUGAUCCACCUAUUGUGGCUAGAUAUAUUAGGAUCUCUCCAACUAGAUCCUAUAACAGACCUACCCUUCGAUUGGAGCUGCAAGGUUGUGAGGCUAAUGGAUGCUCCACACCACUGGGAAUGGAAAGUGGGAAGAUAGAAAACAAGCAAAUCACAGCUUCCUCAUUUAAAAAAUCUUGGUGGGGAGACUACUGGGAACCCUCCUGUGCCCGUCUUAAUGCCCAGGGCCGUGUGAAUGCCUGGCAAGCCAAGGCAAACAACAAGGAACAGUGGUUACAAAUUGAUCUGCUCAAAAUCAAGAAAAUAACUGCAAUUAUAACACAGGGCUGCAAGUCUCUGUCCUCUGAAAUGUAUGUGAAGAGUUAUGCCAUCCACUACAGUGAUAAGGGAGUGGAAUGGAAACCUUACCGGCAGAAAUCCUCCACGGUGGACAAGAUUUUUGAAGGAAAUAGUAAUACCAAAGGACAUGUGAAGAAUUUUUUCAAGCCACCAAUCAUUUCCAGAUUUAUCCGCAUCAUUCCUAAAACAUGGAAUCAAAGUAUUGCGCUUCGCCUGGAACUCUUUGGCUAUGACAAUGAAGUGGUAGUAGGAGCUGAGAGAUUAAGAGUUUUAGUUUUCUUCUUGCCAGUUGAUACCAAGAUGACAGUAUUUUCAAAGGAGGAGAUCAACCUCUCCCAGGCCAUCUUACAUGUCAGAGUUUUGUGGCCUGUUGAACCUGCAAAUACAGAACCUGUGGAUACAGAAUUUGCAGAU
Galeopterus variegatus (Sunda flying lemur) is the source of this 1739-nucleotide messenger RNA. RefSeq names its product coagulation factor V-like. The transcript is spliced from 12 exons. The annotation marks the transcript as partial. The record is from RefSeq and is a predicted model, not a curated record. Lineage: Eukaryota; Metazoa; Chordata; Mammalia; Dermoptera; Cynocephalidae.